AUGUCAUCAUCACAUGAUGAUAUAACAAAUCUUAAUAGUGAUAAUAUAUUGAUACAAAAUGCGUCCAAUAUGGCUCAAAUAGAUGAUAAAAAAAAUAUGAACAACACACAAGAUAAUAUAAUUCAAUCAAAUGAUAGUGAUUUACAACAUGAAAUUCCAAUGAAUUUAUUACCGGCUGAUAAACAUCCUUUUUGGAACAAUUCUGCAGAAAAUCGUGGAGGUAUUGAAGAUGCACCACAACUUGAAUAUGAUGAACACGAUAUUCAUUUAAUUGCCGAUCGAGAAGUUGAGGAUGAUGAUCCAUUAGAAUAUGAUAUAUCUGCAUCAGGUAUAGGAGACACAUCGAAAAACCAAGGCAUUAUUAAAGGCCAUAUAACAUCUGAUGGAAUAAUUGAUGAUGAUUUUGAAUCGGAAUUAGGUGGACGUGAAACAACAGAGUUUCAUGAUACAGAAGAUCCUGAUUAUAAUUUACUAAGAAAAAUUGCUGAUUAUGGAAUAAUUGAAUUGUGUGGUGAAGAUAAAUUUGGUCGAAAAACAAUUGUUUGUUCAGCGUGUCGUUUACCACAUGAAGAUAUAAUAAAACAUAGUGAAUUUAAAACAGUUGAUAAAUUUUAUAAUUGUUUAUUAAAAUAUAUUUUAAGAACAUUUGAUCAAUAUGUUGAUAUGGAUUAUGUAAUUAUUUAUUUUCAUCAUGGUUUACGUUCAUAUAAUAGACCAUCAUAUGGAUGGUUAUUAAAUGCUUAUUUUCAUUUGGAUCGAAAAUAUAAGAAAAAUUUAAAAGCAUUAUAUAUUGUUCAUCCAACAAAAUGGAUUAAAUUUUUAUGGCCAUUUCUUCGUUCAAUAAUAAGUGCAAAAUUUUCAAGUAAACUUAUUUACAUUAAUCGUCUUGGUCAAUUAAUGGAAUAUGUUCAUAUGGAUAAUAUUAAAAUUCCACCAGAAGUUAAAGCUAUUGAUCCAAUUAUGCCAAUAGAAAUACCACCAGCAGAAGUAAAACCAACAAUGAAAUUUCAUGUUUCACUUCAAUUUAUUCUUGAUCAUGAACCAGGUGAAACAAUACCGAUGAUUGUUCGACAAACAAUUGAUUAUAUUAAAAGUGUUGGACUUAAUGAACCAGGAAUAUUUCGUCGAACAACACUUGUUUCAUUAAUUAAACAAGUACAAGAAAAAUAUAAUCGAGGUGAACCAGUUGUAUUUCAACAAUAUGGUGAUGUUCAUUUGGCAGCAUGUAUUUUAAAAACAUUUUUACGUGAUUUAACUGAACCAUUAAUGACAUAUCGUUUAUAUCCUGAACUUCUUGGACUCUCAGGUACACUUAAACGACACAAUCAAAUUAAUGUUAUUCGAGAUUUGAUUAUUGAAAAAUUACCAACGGAAAAUUAUCAUAUUUUAAAAUAUCUUAUUGAAUUUUUAAAUUUGAUUUCGGUUUAUUGUGAUACAAAUCUGAUGACAACGAAAAAUUUAGCAAUUGUUUUUGGACCUAAUUUAGCUUGGUCUGAUGAUGUACAAAUGAAUACAUUAACUAAUAUUUCACUGAUAAAUACAUUUACAGAAAUAUUAAUUGCACGUUAUACAGAACUUUUUCUCAAAUGA
This is a messenger RNA of Rotaria sp. Silwood1, 1590 nucleotides long. The record is from the annotation of a GenBank genome assembly. Lineage: Eukaryota; Metazoa; Rotifera; Eurotatoria; Philodinida; Philodinidae.